This is a messenger RNA of Jaminaea rosea, 1596 nucleotides long. Its product is annotated as DNA ligase/mRNA capping enzyme. Gene Ontology annotation, biological process: DNA repair; DNA recombination. Gene Ontology annotation, molecular function: zinc ion binding; ATP binding; DNA ligase (ATP) activity. The transcript is spliced from 3 exons. Lineage: Eukaryota; Fungi; Basidiomycota; Exobasidiomycetes; Microstromatales. Bases 122 to 1456 code for a protein of 444 amino acids. The record is from RefSeq and is a predicted model, not a curated record.
CACUUUACUACUACUCGCUCACACUCACUGUCCCUCGUUCGGCGCUUAUCGGUAACCCCAUAGAGUCGGUACCCCAAAGAGGUUACAAGGCCAAGACCUCGAGAUUAUCAGCCCAUUCAGCAUGAUCCCCGCGGUCAUAGACCCGCUGACCGGUGCCGUCAAUGGCAUCUUGCCGAAGCGCCUGCUGCAACCAGGAGAAGUUGUAGAGGUACCCAGCUCGGGAAAGGCUCCCUACAAGGUGAAACGGCUCGCCGGUCGAGACGAGUACAGAUGUACUUGUCCGACAUAUCAAUGCGGCUGCGCUGGUGGCACCCUCGUAACCUCGCCCAACGCGCCGAGGACCUGCCGCCACCUCAAAGACCUCCUUGGCGAGGUGUACGAGGAAGCUCGGGUGAAGCUGCCCCUGCAGCUCACAAUGUCGCCUCAAAAGCCCGGAGCCACGAGCCAAACCUCCUCCUCGUCCUCAACCUUGCUCGCUGCAAAGCGAAAGAGGGUCGCCUCGCCGCCAGCGGCGAACAAAUCUUCGUCCUCGUCCGGUUCUUCUUAUGGCCCUUGGACCAGCAGCGGCCCCAUUGAGGUCAUGCUUGCUCACACCUUCGACCUGAAGGGCAGCAAGUCUCCUGUGGGCAUGUGGGCGAGCGAGAAGCUCGACGGCGUCCGCGCAUACUGGGACGGAAAGAGUCUCUGGUCGCGAAACCAGAAGAAGUACCUCGCUCCGGACUGGUGGACCAAGAGGCUACCGAAGAACGUGCGUCUGGACGGGGAGUUGUUCAUCAAGAGGGACUACUUCGACACGACUUCGGGGGAGGUUAGGGGCGGGGGCGAUUGGAGCAAGAUGUCGUAUGCGGUCUUCGAUGUCGUAGACUUCGAGAAGACGCUCGAGGAGAGGUGGGCAGUAGCGCGUAAGGUGUGCGUGGAUGGGGAGAUGAGCGUUGACCAGCUCAUCAAGAGAGGGAGGCCAUGUAUCGCCUUCCUGGAGCAGGUCAAGAUCACGUCGAUGGAGCAGAUGGAGGGGAUGCUGGCCAAUGUUGAGAGCUUGGGGGGAGAAGGGUUGAUGCUCCGCCGCUCGGCAUCAUACUACAAGAAGGGCCGCAGCAAUGACGUCUUGAAAGUCAAGACCUUCUACGACGCGGAGGGCACGGUCAUCGGCUACAAGGCCGGUACCGGCCGCAACGAGGGCCGCGUUGGAGCGAUCAAGGUGGAGAUGGCGUGCGGCCUGGUCUUUGACUGCGGAACUGGUUUGUCAGACCACGACCGCGAAUACCCGCCUCCAUUGGGCAGCAUCGUCAAGUACUCCUUCCAGGAGCUUUACCCCUCGGGCGCUCCUCGAUUCCCUGCCUACAAGGGCAUCGCCAUUGACAAGGACGAGCCGAGGGAUGCGGUCGUGAGGUCAGCGGCUAUCAGAGCUGCGGCGGCUGCGAAGAAGGGGGGAGGCGGGGCAAUCCUCAUCCAGUAGGGCGGGCGAUUGGUCAGGAAGACGAGCAGAGCAUGGGCAGGAGGAGGUGAAGGGAGGCAUGGGUGGGGUCGGAGCGGGGCAGAAGGGCGGGGAGGUCAUCAUCAGCUUCAUACCAUUCAUCAUCAUCAUCAUAUCCACGU